CGGAGAUCUUUGGAUUCUUUAAAAGAGAGAAGCAAGCAUUUCGCCAGAGGCAAAGAUGAAAAUGUUACCUGCUGGCAAGUGCUGGUUGCUCUUUGGAGUGUUGCUGUGUGCUAAGUCAAGUGCUGGAUCGACAACAGAGACCAAAGGUGAAAGAAAUGACCACCCGGAAGUGAUUACUGCACAAGGGCGCGUUCGGGGCAAGGUAGUCAGUGUGAAUGGUAUUGACCAGCCUGUAAAUGUCUUUCUGGGAAUCCCUUUUGCAAAGCCACCCAUUGGAUCCCUUAGAUUUGCUCCUCCACAAGCACCCGAGCGCUGGAGUCACAUCAGAAACGCGACAUCUUUCUCUCCAAUAUGUCUGCAAGAUUUGGGAUGGAUUGAUGUGUUUCAGAAAUUGUUGAAUGCCACAUUACCUCAGUCGACCGCAUCCGAAGAUUGUCUCUACCUGAAUAUUUACACCCCAAACACGAAAGCCCAGUUGCCUGUAAUGGUCUGGAUCCACGGAGGAGGGCUGACAUUUGGAGGAACUUUCAUGUAUGAUGGAUCCGCACUGUCUGCUUAUGAAGAUGUGGUAGUUGUAAUGAUUCAGUACAGACUGGGCCUCCUUGGAUUCUUUAGUACUGGAUCUGUAGAAGCUCGUGGAAACUGGGGCUUACUGGAUCAAAUCGCAGCUCUCCAGUGGGUUCAGAAAAACAUCAAGCAAUUUGGAGGAGAUCCCCAGUCUGUGACCAUAUUCGGCGAGUCUGCAGGAGCAUUUAGCGUUGAUGCUCAGGUAUUAUCUCCGUUAUCCAAGGGUUUGUUUCAGAAAGCCAUAGCAGAAAGUGGAGUUGUUAUAAUGCCAGGUUUGUUGACUUCCCACCCAGAAGUCCUUGCAAAAGAAAUAGCAAAAGUCUCCGGCUGUGGGACAAGCAGUGCGGAAAUGGUGCGUUGCUUGAGGAGCAAAACAGAGCAAGAACUAAAAUCCUUAUUGAAGGAAAUUAAAAGCAUGAAUGCAGUUGUGGACGGCAAGUUCUUUCCAAAGGCACCCAAAGAGCUUCUGGCUGCAAAGGAGUUCAAGGCUGUCCCAUAUCUACUCGGCGUGAAUAACGAUGAAUUCGGUUGGACCAUGCCUCUUGCAGUGUUUUCCUUAAAUAUAACAGAUGGUGUAAAUCGGGAGAACAUCACGGCAGCAUUCCAAGUUGUAGCCACCGAGUGGGGGCUCUCAGCUGAAUCUGUGCAGAAGGUAUUGGAUGAGUAUCUGGGAGACACGGAAGACCGUAUCCAAUUACGAGACCGCUUCCGAGAUCUGAUGGCAGACGUCCUCUUUGUUAUUCCUGCUAUUCAAACAGCCAGAAUCUAUAGAGAUUCUGGUGCUCCAGUCUACUUUUAUGAAUUCCAGCACCGGCCCAAUAUGUACAAAGAAUCAAGGCCAGCUUUUGUGAAGGCAGACCACGGCGAUGAACUUUACUUUGUCUUCGGAUGGCCAUUAAUAAAAGGUGACGAUUCAGAGGAUGAGAAAAAGCUCAGCAGGACUAUCAUGAAAUACUGGGCCAACUUUGCUCGCACAGGAAAUCCAAAUGGCAAAGGUUUGGUGGGGUGGCCACGCUAUGACCAGAAUGAAGGAUAUCUGGAGCUGAACCUGCAGCAACGGAAAGCAGAGAAACUGAGAAAGAACCAGGUUGAUUUCUGGGUGGAGAUUUUGCAGGACAAAACAAAGAAAACCACAAAAGAACAGGAAACACGUCUGGAUCUCUAGCUGGCAAUGUGAUUUCCUGGUCUGCUGUUGUCUUGAGACAUCAAAUACUUAAAUGAUAACUGAAAACUGUAUUUGUCAAAGUGUGUCUUAGCCCUGAAGGGAGGGAAAAAUCAGAGGCUUUGACUGCUAUCAAGUAGUCUUUAUCAACCAGAAAUUUUGUGUGAUUCUUCAGGGUUCUUUUCCAGCCAGAACGCAGUAGAAAUGAGUCCCGGCACCUCUUUAAAAUACUCACAUGAUUGGUGGGUAUUUGGCCCUAUCGGCCAUUUUGGGACCAUUUUGGCCCAAAAUGGCUGAAAUGGGCCCGAAACAGCCAGGAUUGGGCCGCUGUUGGGCAGAGGAGCGCUCUCCCAUGUAGCAGCGGUGCGUUCCAGACUGUUUUGGACCUGAAUUGGGCCUCCUGUGGAGUGCAGGGGCACUCCUGGGGUGAUCACAGCCUGUGUGAUGACUUCACUUCCUGCAAGUGACAUCAUCACAUGGUCCCAGGAGCACAAACGUGCUUUGCGUGCAUGUGUAUGGUACCCAGUGAGUUCCACCACUCUCUUUCCCCAGAAAUAAAGCCCUGAUUCUGAUUCAGCAUUUAGGAAGUGCUGUCAAAGAUUUCUGUUACAAGAUGGAGGUUAUUAGUGAAAGCUAUUGGUGAAUCUUAAGAACUGAAAUCAGGGCUACAAUAUUUUACUCUUUUUAGGAUUGCACUGUUAGUCAAUUGAUGGGAUUGGUUUUGCAGGGUGGCUUGGAUUAAACAAGCAGCAUAGAGGUUUUAAAGUUGUUUUAAACAGGAAUGGUAGCAGAUACCUUAAUACUCAAACAGAAAAGACGGAUUUUAGGAGUUCCAGCUGACAACUUCUUUCCUCCUCUAAAAAUUAGGCACCCAGUUCAGAGGGGAAAGAGUUUAAAUGUUCCCCUUCAUACUGUUUCUCCAAUCUGAAGCAGCCCUGGGGAGCUGUUAUUUGCCUUUUUAGGUAAACAUACAAUCUUAUAUGUGCAGAUCGUCUAAAACUGCAGUUUUUCUCCUGCAGAACUUUUUUUUCGUCUUCAUUUGUAAGUGCCUGCAGAUUAACCCAUUAAAAUCCAUAUUGAAGAUUU
Eublepharis macularius is the source of this 2815-nucleotide messenger RNA. Its product is annotated as fatty acyl-CoA hydrolase precursor, medium chain-like. Bases 56 to 1732 code for a protein of 558 amino acids. The transcript is spliced from 13 exons. NCBI's taxonomy places the organism in Eukaryota, Metazoa, Chordata, Lepidosauria, Squamata, Eublepharidae. The record is from RefSeq and is a predicted model, not a curated record.